UUUCCGAAAUAUUUGAAGACAGCCAUCCACAAAAAGAGCUCCAGGAUGAAUGCAAUGCGACAGUUCUACAUGGAAGUGCCCAUAGUGACAAGGGCGUAUACUACAGUCUGUGUACUCACAACGUUGGCGGUGCACUUGGAUUUAGUCUCGCCGCUUCAGUUGUACUUUAAUCCCACACUGAUUGUACGCAAAUUUCAAAUCUGGCGUCUGGCCACCACAUUCCUAUACUUUGGUACCAUUGGCAUCAGUUUCUUCUUCAAUAUGAUAUUCACCUAUCGCUAUUGUCGCAUGCUGGAGGACGGUUCCUUCCGCGGGCGCAGCUCCGAUUUCGUGAUGAUGUUCAUCUUUGGCGGCGUGCUGAUGACAUUCUUUGGCAUCUUCGUCAAUCUGCUGUUCCUCGGCCAGGCAUUCACGUUAAUGCUGGUCUAUGUGUGGUCCAGGCGCAAUCCUUUGGUGCCCAUGAACUUCUUCGGUGUGCUCAACUUUCAGGCGCCGUAUCUACCUUGGGUACUCCUCUGCUGUUCCAUGAUAUUGGGCAAUACCAUUUGGGUUGAUAUCAUUGGCAUGGGAGUUGGCCACAUCUACUAUGUGCUCGAAGAUGUCUAUCCCCACCUAUCAAACGGCUUCCGACUGAUUAAGACGCCGUAUUUUCUUAAAAGACUUUUCAAUGAACACAUUGAACGCAAUUACCAAGCUGCUGCCGAAGAUCGCCCUGGCGGCUUUAUGUGGGGCGGCGAGGGUCAGCCAGUGGAGCCAGAUGCACCGGCCGAGGCCAAUGAAGCACCAGAUGCAGCUGAGCAGCCCGCAGCAGCGGCAGCGCAAUAACAAAAA
Messenger RNA from Drosophila navojoa, 831 nucleotides. It is a transcript of the gene Der-2, whose product is annotated as Derlin 2. NCBI's taxonomy places the organism in Eukaryota, Metazoa, Arthropoda, Insecta, Diptera, Drosophilidae. The record is from RefSeq and is a predicted model, not a curated record.